UGUAUGCAUUGUGUCGAUGAUGUGUCUAAUCCUGUAGACAAACUCUGUCGAGUGUCAACGAACGCAGAGGAGGCCGCACAGUAAACCGGUGCACAGUUCCGUAAAUUCGGAGAAAUGACGACGCUUUUCCUCGAGCCGAACUGAAGCGACGGAGCACUUUCCUGGGCAGACGCAACAGGCAUCUGCCUCGAAACGGCAGAUUCACGGAAGUCUCAGGGAACUCACGGUGUGCCUUUCGAGAUUUCCAUGGAUUCAAGAAGACUCGCUCAUUGACAGAGGGAGAUAACGACCGGCUUGAAAAAAUUGUGACUCGCUCUCGUUCGGCGUUGAGUAUUCCUGACAAUUCUCUGCGAUGCCUAACAUAUAUCAGGACGUGGGUCAGAUCAAAAUCACGCCGAGAACGGCAGCUCAAGUAAUCGAUCUGAAUCAGCCGCCACGUCCAGAGGAAAUAUCGGCAAAUCUCCACCGGCAUCAGCAGAGCCUCCUGUCACAGCGCAGCAUAAGCACGCCCCCGACUUCACUGUCAGCGCCGGAGCUCCCUCUAGGAAGGCGCCAAGCUGCGCCGGGGAGGUCUCGGAGCUAUAACUCUGAGCUGAGCGAGAUCUACAGACCUCCUCCGAACUAUCCUGGGAAUCGUAGAAUGGGUGCUCCUCUAUACGAGAACCUCUAUCAGUCGGCGGUUCCACAGACCGCGGCGCCACCGCCCCCUCAAGGGGCGUCAUCACAAUCGGGGUCCAGCGUCUACGAUUAUCGUCGUCAAUCUCCACGUUCUUCGUUGUCUUCAGAUUCCUCACCUCACGAAUCUAUGUUGGAACCCCCACCCGCGUAUUCCACCCAUCUGAAACCCCCUCAACCCCUACCGGGCCAACCACCUAUAUACGACGAACCUCGCCGACCUGAAAAAAGCACCGCCCCCGCCUCCCCGUACAAACCUCCGCCAAUCCAACGGAGAAUCGAAGAGCUGGAAAAGGAAUUGCGGAAUCCCAGUGCGGCUCCAUUGCUGAUGUCUCUCUCCGGCUUGAACCUGCGAGGAGUUACCGGGGGCAUUUCGCCUCCCGGAGAGGCACCUCCUGCCCCGGCUCCUCCCACUCCAUUCAUUCCACCUUCUAAUCCUAAGCAAACCCAAUCGCAAUCACAGACCAAUCUCAGUCAAGUGCAGUCCGAAACGUUGGGUCACCCACUUCCCCUCCCACCUCCGCCUCCGUAUCCCGGAGCUUCGAGAAAUUCGAAAGCCAUGGCUACCGCGGCAUCGGUUCAAGCGAAACUCGAGCGCAUGACGAAGGAGAUCGAGGAGGAAAUGGAGAGGCAGCCUGCGGAAGGAGAAUACUUCGGUGCUUGCCAUUCGUGUGGAGAACGAGUCGCUGGUGCGGGUCAAGCCUGUCAGGCGAUGGGUCAAGUGUUCCAUACUCAGUGCUUCGUGUGCGUUUCGUGCGGUCGAGCACUUCGGGGGAAAGCUUUCUACAACGUCCAUGGCAAGGUUUACUGCGAAGAAGACUACCUGUAUAGCGGGUUCCAACAGACCGCAGAGAAGUGCGCGGUUUGCGGUCAUCUCAUCAUGGAAAUGAUCCUCCAAGCGAUGGGAAAGUCGUACCACCCGGGCUGCUUCCGAUGCUGUGUGUGCAACGAAUGUCUCGACGGAGUUCCGUUUACGAUAGACAUGGAUAACAAGAUAUACUGCGUCGCUGAUUUCCAUAAGACCUAUGCACCAAAAUGCGCAGCCUGCAAUAAAGCCAUAACGCCGGUGGAAGGCACCGACGAAACGGUGCGCGUCGUUUCCAUGGACAAUGAUUACCACAUAGACUGCUACAUCUGCGAGGAUUGCAAGCAGCAGCUCACCGACGAGCCCGACAAACGGUGUUAUCCGUUGGAAGGCCAUCUGCUCUGUCACGAUUGUCAUGUCCGACGGCUGGAAGUCCGGAGUAACAGCAGUCGAAGCAGUUCGGUAGCUAAUUCACAUUCGCCCGCGAUCCAGGGUGCACAUUCGCAAGUCGUGUGGAAUAACCAAAAUGCGUAGAGAAGCAUUGUAGGCAGGCUUUGGACGUGUACACGCUGACCGACCCGUCAUCGAACUUCAUAGAGCCAAAGUUCCAACUAUU
Molecule: messenger RNA, 2096 nt
Organism: Galendromus occidentalis (western predatory mite)
Lineage: Eukaryota; Metazoa; Arthropoda; Arachnida; Mesostigmata; Phytoseiidae
Gene: jub
Product: LIM domain-containing protein jub
Exons: 8
Coding region: 353-2014 (553 amino acids)
Biological process (GO): response to hypoxia; cytoskeleton organization; regulation of DNA-templated transcription
Cellular component (GO): transcription regulator complex; adherens junction; P-body
Molecular function (GO): transcription corepressor activity
Source: RefSeq, a predicted model, not a curated record